This is a messenger RNA of Ochlerotatus camptorhynchus, 2107 nucleotides long. RefSeq names its product endochitinase-like. Gene Ontology annotation, cellular component: extracellular region. Lineage: Eukaryota; Metazoa; Arthropoda; Insecta; Diptera; Culicidae. The record is from RefSeq and is a predicted model, not a curated record. The coding region runs from base 1 to 2073 and encodes 690 amino acids. Gene Ontology annotation, biological process: chitin catabolic process; carbohydrate metabolic process. The transcript has 5 exons. Gene Ontology annotation, molecular function: chitin binding; chitinase activity.
AUGGCUCAGGAACCCAAACUGUUUCUGACGGUGAAAAGUGCUAGUUUACCAACGUUGAACCUACCGGAUGCCGAGAGUGCCUAUUUGAUUGUGUCUGAUUUGAUGAUAAGUCCCGAGGGGCAACCGUUGCCUUUCCUCAGUGGAGAAUUUCGAAAAGUGGAUCAGUCUUACUUCAAGAGGUUGCACAGGGAUCGUCCCGGGGUGCAGUUUUUGGCAUCGUUUGGCGGGACGGCUGUUCCUCCGGAGCUGUUUUCCCACCUGUCCGAGGACGAUGGCAGGUUGUUAAGGUUCGUGCAACAGCUGGUGCAGUUUGCGAAGGAAACCGGUUUCAACGGGUUGGACAUUUCCUGGAUGUAUCCAACUCAAGCGGAUAACGUGAGUUAUUCGCUGCUAGUAAGGCAGCUGAGAGCAGCCUGUGAUCAGGAAAAUCUGAUUCUAACGGUGACUGUUCCGAGUAAUCCUGCGGUCAUUGGGAAAAAUUACCCGGUGGAAGAGAUUGCCAAGUCAGCACAUUAUGUGAUACUGAGUACGAACGAGUUCAGAAAGUUAAAGAAGACUUCAUUGAUCGCGCCGUUGUACGCGAUAAACGCUGGAUCUUCCAACAGUGUGGACUUUCACGUCAAUGCAUGGAAGAUGGCAGGCCUGGCUAGCGAAAAGAUCGUGAUCAUUAUUCAAACAACAUCCUUGACGUACAAACUAUUCCAACAGAAAGAAUACCAACUGGGGACACCGGUGGUUCGAUUGAAAAUACGUCCAUUUUUCAAGAUCUGCCACAAGCUUUACAGUGGUUCGUUGGAGAUCUUUGAAAACAACGCCCGCUGCCCGUAUGCCUUCCGUGAACUGAGCUGGUACUCGUAUGAGAACAAGCAAUCGAUCAAGGAAAAAGUGGGCUACGUACUGAACCAAUACCUCGGAGGGAUCGCCGUAGCAUAUUACGAUGAAGAUGACCCAACGAAUCUAUGCGGCGAUGGACAGUAUCCACUAACGGCGGUGGUCUUAGCUUCCCUUAAGGGAUUGGAACUUCCGAUUGACCAGAGACCUUCGGCGAUUGCUCAACGAAGCAUCCACAACGGAGAUGUUGAUUCGUAUGAAGACGUUGUCGAUUUGCAUAUGGUAGACGCUGGUAGCGCACAUUCUACCCUGGCCGAUACCCAAGUGCCAGACCCGGAUGAGCCAAGCGAUGAAGAGCUUCCACCAGAGGGUGAUGAUUCGUACAACAGCAAGUCUUCGUUUGUGCUUCGACAAAUUCCAACUCUGUCGGAACCGCUCUGUUCGAGAUGUUCACCGCCGGCAACAACUGCCGCUUCGGGUUAUACCGAAAUGCGAAAGGACUCUUCCGGGUCGAAACUUUUGUAUUCUAAAGACCGUAGUUAUGGUUGUGAUAAUUGCACGCCUUCGAUCUUUCUCGUUGAUUCGGAUCAUGCGCUGGCCAAGUUGACGAAUCCUUCCGAGCACGCUGAUGAAAGGCUCUUAUUUUCCGAGAGCAGCAGUUCCUAUGCCGGGAGCUGCAAUCCACUGUUUACCGAACCGAAACCACCGGUGGUGGUCAAGCCACCUCCUCCAGAAGCACAGUAUGACCCGGCACGAUCACGAUUGGGGAUCAUAGCUACCUGCUCGACCGGAAAUCGUCCGUGUAAUCCAAACUGUAAUUCAAACUGUAAUUCAAAUUGUCCCUCAAAUUGCAAUUCCAACUGUAGGCCCUGCAACGGUCUUCCAGGAAGAUGUGGAUGCUUUCCUUGUGGAGGACACAUUCCUCAGCAUGAUUAUAUGAACAUGAUGCCUUCCGGAAUGGCCCAAACGACUCCGUGCCCUCAGGCUGCGUUUAUGGAAAUGUUUGCCAACAUGCAGAAUCUCGCGCGAGUGAACCGACAUCUUGAGUCGCAAUCGGUGGACAACCAGCUAGGCUAUCAGAUGUGUCCAUACGAUGGCAUUAUACCGGAUCCACGUGAUCCGCGGCACUACUUUCUCUGCCGUCAAGGAUUGCCCAUGAGUGACGAGAAUCGAUUUUGCUGCGCCAAUGGAUACAUGUACGAUCCGGACAAUCAGAAGUGCGUGCCUGAAAAACAGAACUGAUCCGCCGUCGUAAUCGUGCCAUUGGUGGUGGCUU